Drosophila sulfurigaster albostrigata is the source of this 965-nucleotide messenger RNA. RefSeq names its product large ribosomal subunit protein mL46 (gene mRpL46). Bases 91 to 891 code for a protein of 266 amino acids. Gene Ontology annotation, molecular function: structural constituent of ribosome. The transcript has a single exon. The record is from RefSeq and is a predicted model, not a curated record. Gene Ontology annotation, cellular component: mitochondrial large ribosomal subunit. Lineage: Eukaryota; Metazoa; Arthropoda; Insecta; Diptera; Drosophilidae.
GGGGAACAGCUGUUCGAUUGCUGCUCAUGUAAUCCGAAGUAGAGGCUACUCCUCGUUGCUACUUUAUAAAAUCAGAUUCAAGACUUAAAAAUGUUCCGCCGUCUCACACAAAUCAGUGCCAAGCAACUGGCACGCACUCAGUCCACUGCUGCGACAGGUGCCGCAAAAGAGAAAUGGGAUCUGUAUGCUGGCGUGCUUGUCGAACGAUUGCCGGUGGUGUCCAAAACACUGAAUCCCCUGGAGCGACGGUUUCAGGAUAUGUUAUUGAAUGUCGAGUAUGAGAACAGCUUGAAAUCGGAUCACGAGUUGAAGCACGAGCGAGAUCUGGUGCAGCUAGAGCAGAUUAAGCAAGGUAAAGUGCAGGUGGAUCUGGACGAAGGUGUGGCCAAGCAAACUGCUCAGGAUUUGAAAGAUGCUUACAUCGAGGAACUAAAGAAAUUCGAGGCAGCCCCACGUACCACACCUGACGAUGCGGCUAACAAAACCAGCUCCACAGAUCGCUGCCUGGAAGACACACUGUAUCUGCUGGUGCAGCAAAAGUUGGGACAACAGCAGCAUUUACUUCUGCCGCAAGGUCAGCGUCAGGAAGGUGAAACCAUGCGCCAGACAGCGGAGCGUGUUGUGCGUGAACAAUGCGGCAAUGACCUGAAGGUGCUGUUCUAUGGCAAUGCUCCAGUUGGCUUCCACAAGUACAAGUAUCCAAGCAAUCAGCGUGCCAACAGCGUUGGUGCCAAGGUCUUCUUCUUCCGGGCUUCUCUGCGAGCUGGCAAUGUACAAGCAGGGACAAAGGAUACGCCUGCUCUUCAAUACGAAUGGCUGCCCAAGGAGGCGCUCAGCCAGAAGCUGAAGAAUGCCGCCUAUGCGGAAAGCAUCAAUAAGUUUUUGAUCUAAUUUAAAUGUAUUUCUGUUGCGUCAUUUUCCUAGUUAAAUAAAAUCGAUUGAUUGCGAUGUUAAUCAAUAAUAAA